This is a messenger RNA of Spirometra erinaceieuropaei, 7482 nucleotides long. NCBI's taxonomy places the organism in Eukaryota, Metazoa, Platyhelminthes, Cestoda, Diphyllobothriidea, Diphyllobothriidae. The record is from the annotation of a GenBank genome assembly.
AUGGACUCUAGCCUCGAAGAUAACGAGGCGGUGGUCCGUACAGCCGUCGGCGCCGCAGAUCGCUUUGAUCCUCAGCAAGUCCUGUCGAUCUCGCUUCCGGACGUGAACGUACUCCGGCAAUUCCCAAUGUCUCAUUCGAGCUGCAUCCGGGUCGCCCUCUUCUACGUUGCAGACCGGAGUAGGUGUUUGUUAGAAGGAUACGGUGUUCUGUGAAGGUUCGCAGCAGAAGGAGACCGUUGUCUUUCCAUAUGCCGACACCGUGCUUGAAAUGACAGCUACAUAGUAAAAUCUGUAGAGGGAACGUUUAGGUUUAGAAAUAACUAGAGAUUUAUUCUGGAGUUUUGGCAUUUCAAGCACAGCACUUAUAAUUAACAAGACAUAGAAUUUCCGAAGUUUCUGUUUUUUAAAUAAAACAGAAUGUCUUCAAUAAAGAUGGAAAGAUUUUGGAAUGCAAAAUGCGGGAAUGGUUCAAAGAGCCCGGGCAUUUAAUGUGAGAUACUAAGGAUACAACUGUACGCAAAAGGUUACACAAACACGAAAAAGAGCCACAUACAAUGUCUUGGUGAGUUGAACUUUUGGUAGACCACGAUGAGAAUAAUUUAGUUUCGGCUGGUGGUAAUUGGCUCAUCGACGCAGAGGCUAUUAUGUUUGUUGAAAAGUCAGCGGAUAAGACAAAAACUUUCCUACCCAUUUGUCCUAUAAGCUAUUAGACUCGACCGAUUUGCUCUGUCCCAACCUGGUCAGAACAGCAACCAAGUAGCUUGGGGAUCAUGUCCAGCAAACUUCGGCCAAAAACGUGGUCUGGACCGGAUGCGUAAACUGAACUCCAGUCGCUAAGUGGUGAAUUAAAGCUAGACCGAGUAGUUAAUCCUACCAAGACCUCAAACAAAUGGACGUCAGUCGUCAGAUCAUUUUUCGGCUGUCAACAGACUGUCAGGGCGUCGAGAUUUGGUUAAUCCGUUGCUUUAAUAGUUAACCAAGAUACAUCGGAAGUACACGCAAAUUUGUCUGUUUUCUCUGAAACUUUAACCCUUUGUGUUACAUACGCGAGUAAGCCUCCCCCUGACAUCCUGCCCGUCUCUUCUGAACAACUAUUAUCCAGGUACAGUUGGCUUAAGGUCGUCCAUGUGUUAUGAUAACCAACUUUCUCUGAGUGCGCUUAUAUCCAGAUAAAGAUCAGAGAGAUGGAUCUUUAGCUCAUCGAAUGUUGAUAACAUGCUCUGCGCAUUUUACUAUAAGAGAUAAAGUUCGCGAUCUACGGCAGCCGGAGAGGUGGUUUCGAUGCGGUUCGAGCCUUCGCCUACUGUGUUGGCUGAGCAGUCGUCUGGAUGUAGCCCCUCUAAAGGGAAAAUUGUGGGCGCUGCUUGAACUGAUUGUUGAAGAUAACCAAAUUGCGUUCUUCUUCGUUGAGUCUAUUUCUCAGUGCUAGAACUAUAAGACGAUGUUUCAGCCUUUCUAUUGGCGAAUAAUCCGAUCGACGAUAAGACGCUGGAGAUAGGUCCAUUUAUCCCAAAACACCAAGACAGAAAACAGACUGGCUUGUUUCUUACAGGCCAGCACAACCCCGAGAGGUCGGGGGCGUGUUGAUGCUGACUGAUUAUUUAUCCGUUGAGGAGGAAACCGGUGGUAUCUGGGUCAAAACUUCUAAAAAAUAUCCCGCAAAAUUCCAAAAAAUUCCUUCGAUACGCGAAUAAGGCGAAACGCAACCGGGAUUGCAUUUACUGUCUAAAAUAUCGCCAGCGAAAUAUGUUGUCUGACAACUCACAUAAAGCAAACCUGUUGUUUAAUUUCUUCACGUCUGUGUAUACCGAGGAGCCGGCUUUUAUGAAAGAGUUUACCCCCCAACUGUCAAAUCAAACAAUACAAUUAGCACGGUGGACUUCACAGCAGACACGGUAAGGAAAAUUCUCAGUCAAAUACAGCCCACUAAAUCGCGUGGUCCGGACGGCGUGCUCAAAAAAGCCCAGCAGCCACUCUCAGACCAACUGGCCUCUCCGUUAUUCAGGGUCGUCAGAUCUUCGACGGAGACCGGGGUUCUGCCUGCGCACUGUAAGAAAGCAAAUAUCAGCCCCAUUCAUAAAGGUGGCGAGAGAACAGCUCCAAAUAGUUUCAGACCAAUUAGUCUCACAAGCAUCUGUUGCAAGGUGAUUGAAAAGGUAAUAACAACGGAGCUGGUGCGACAUCUUGAAGAAAAUCACCUGCUCAGUUUGCAUCAGCAUGGAUUUCGAAGGCGUCGAUCUUGUCUCGUUAACCUGUUAGUAUCCAUGGAGAGCUGGGCGAAAUCAAUCGACAUGGGCGUAUUAGUCGACGCCGUGUGUGUAUCUGAAACGCCAAAUCGGAAUGGGCAUCCGUCCACCGUUGCGUUCCGCAAGGGAGCGCUCUGGGUCCAAUUCUGUUCUUGAUAUAUGUGAACGACUGCCUGGACCGUCUGAACUGCGAGCGCGUAAUGUUUGCCGAUGAUCUCACAUUGUGGAAAUUAAUAAAGAAGCCGGAAUACUCUGUACAGUUACAAGACAAUCUGAAUCACUUGCAACAAUGGUGUGAUGAGUGGUGUCUUAGCCUCAAUCGUUACAAAUGCCAACUUAUCCGAUUACGUUCAAGCAACAGGAGGCCGUUGAGAUUUGAAUCUUACUACUUUAUAGAAGGCCAUUUAGUCGAAUCAGUCAAAGAGUUAAGAGACCUCGAUGUGCGGAUGACGUCAACUCUCAAACCAUCGUCUCACUGCGCCAAGAUAUCAAAGAAAGCUAUGGGUAUCCUAGGCGCGAUUAGAAUAUCCUUCCUCAAUUUUGGCGAAGGACUUUUCGGACGAGUAUUAGGAGCACUCAUUCGACCAAUGUUGGAAUAUUGUGUUCAGGCAUGGUGUCCCUGGACGAAACAAGAUUACACCCUACUGGAGAACGUGCAACGAAGAGCGACCAAGCUAGUCGGCGGAUUAAGUAGUUUAUCUUAUGAGAGACGCCUGGAAAAGCAAAAAAUAUUUCUUCUCUCUUAUAGACAAUACAGAAGGGAUAUGAUUUUGGCCUUCAGGAUCGUUCGAGGGCUAGACUGUGCUCAUCAGUUUGACGAUUCCUCCGAACCGGCGCGGACGACAAAUCUCCGAGGGCACCGAUACAAAUUGAAAAUAAAAUAUGCCAAACUCGAAUUGCGGGCCAAAUUCUUCUCCCACCGGCUGGUUGAGGGAUGGAACAAAUUUCUGAACUCCGUCGUCUUAAAGGAAAACGUUGAGACCCUCAAAAGAAGACUAGAUGAAUUGAUGCUUGAUGGUUUAACUUGUGUACGAUAUCAAUGACUGGCAUAACUGCUAUGCAAAUAUCCGCAUGUUUUUUUCAUACAUCUAUCUGUAAACUGGGCUUUCCAGGGCUCUGUCUAUAUCCCUCAUAUAUGCUGAAUUAUAAUGAACUGAAACGAAAACUCUAACACUUCUACUGUGCCUGUGGGUUUCUUAAUAUUAUUAUGCAGGCUUUGGAAGAGAAUUGAUUCUUCUGAAGCCCGCUCCGUGGAAAUGUUGGCGUUUGAUUCGGAGAAUCCCUGAAUAGCGAGCCUCCGCACUAUGACGACUUCUUACGUAUUUCCAGUUGGUACGUCACUGUUUAAGCGGUGUGGCUCGGUGUAGAUAUAAGCCGCUGAUCGCGGAACAGGUGAACUUCGCGGUUUUGUUAUUCCACUUCUGGUUUAACGGACUAGGAGGAAGUCGUUGGCACGAACGAGGAAGUGUAAUGGUCUUCAGAUUUGACAGUUGACUCACUACCAAAGAAUUUUUUCGCUUCUGAUCUCUUUCUCAAAAUGGUUGCUCAUGGGGGCUAACAGUUAGCAUGCACUGUAAAUCCUAUUUGCCCGUAGCUCGCCUGCACAAUCAAUAAGAUUUGUGAGAUCGACUAUCAUCGUGGCGAGGUUGCUGAUGGGGCCUGAGCCGCCGGUCGGUAUGACAAGGUCCGCGAGAUCGAGCCCGUGUUGAGACGAUCAAUUUUGGGCAGUAACGCAUACGUUCGUCAUGUUUUCUUGAGUUCUGUAAAAUGGAAGAUCUACAGGAACAAAUUCGGCGACAAGUGCUUAUAUUGGGUCUGCCGAAAUGUCUCGAGAGUCGAAGUUCUGGUGGGCGUCUUCAUCCAACCCUGGUUUGUUAAGUUGAUAAGAACCUGACUUUAAACAGGUGACAAGCAGAAAUUAUAAAGAAAUAUUUCGACUCAGACUUUUGAAGGUUUUGCCUGAAAACGUCCACCAGCGGUGUGAGUCAGUAUUUUGGAACUACAGCUUGUGUAGACUAAACCGAAACUCCAACUGAAAGCCGAGGUUUGCUGAGCAAUCGUCUUUGUCGUACGAUAGGUGCGUCGAUGUCUGUUAACCGAGGAAUUGAGGACAAUGAGGUGUUCUACAAUUCCAUUGAAGUGGGAGAGGGCCGUUUCAAGGAAAAUAAGCUUCCUGACAAUUUCCUUCUUGCGAGUCUAAAUUCAAAUUCCGCGAGUGAUUCGGUACUGCGGUUAGUAAACAUCAGGGAUCCUACUGGGCAGCUAAAUGACUCUCACAGAGCAACUGCUGCAACGCUCUUCCGUCGGUCUCAAUAGGAGUUGCAGAAAUCACUGAAGAGCGUGCAGCAAAGGCAUGAUCAUAAUUAAAGGAAAGGUUUUCGGAUACGACGCACGCCAGUUUAAAUGUCAGAAAUUUGUUGUUUAAGCCACAGUAAGCAGUGAUCUGUGACUUGGUGUUAUUCACAUUAUUUUGGACGGAGUAUUUGUCUUAGGCUGUGAGUGCAAAGCCCCACGAUCUGUGUAGAGUUGUUUGAAUGGGGACACUUUUGGCGCGCGGACCUAGGAUGGUGACGACCUAGCUGCGUGUCGGUGGAAAUGUCCAGUGCCCCUUCUUUCUCUCUCUCUCUUUCUCUCUUUCUCUCUCUCUCUCUCUGUACGUCGGCAUCUCCCUCGACCCUCCCUUGCAGUUGCCCACGGCGCUGCCUUCCCCACCGGUAAUUAAACUGGCAUGUCAAUGUCGCCUUACCAUCCAGACAGGUUACUCCCUCUUUUUAACUCACCCCUUUGCACAACUAAGCAUUAUUAUAUGUAUUCCCACUUUCCACCUCUUCCCAGUAUACCUUAUUGGCUACCUAACGUUUCUUCUUACCUUGCGUAUGGAUGAGUAUUGCGAGAUGAUAACGGCUCUGUUCAGACCAGUCUAAGCCGCGAACUCUACCUAGUGCUUCAGUGCCUCGGUGUGUGCCAUCCUUGACGUUCUUGGCCGUUACACGAGAAUAGACUUUUUACGAUCUCAUGUCAUUUUCUUUUGUUUAAAUUCCAAGAGAUCAGCGAAGGUGUCGUAAAAGUGUUUGAAAUCCUUUCUGCCUUACUGAGCUUUAUAGAUGUUGCGCAAAAAGUGUGUAAAUUUCCCGCUGCACAAUUCGUCAUAUCUACAUGUCGGUAGUUGGUUUACUCAGAGGAAAAGGACACGGCCAUCAGUGUAUAUCGAGGCGACUGACUGCCAGCCACAUCUAGUGACACCGAAUUUUUACAUGCCUUGCACUGCCUUUUGACUUCUCACAGCGUUGGCUCGACUCAUUUUCGAGCUAUUUUUUCUUAUCUACGACAGAUUAUUCUUUCAUUCAAUCCAACAGUAAAACUUUUGCGGCCUCGAUGAGAUUUAAAUCUAUGAUAGCAGCUGCAAGGCUUUCGCGAAGUCAACGCUCUAAACACCGGACUACAAGAUCUCGACCGUACCCCGCAAGUUCAGUUACAUUUGGACUUAUUGACCCGUCCAACUUACUGCAACACCUGUGUUUCAAAAAUUUUGACAAAAAAUGCUGACCGCUUAAUCCGGUUUGCCAAAGCAACCCAUUUAACGCCCAUUGGAUGAACGCCAGGUCCAAUUAGAUAUCUAAUACUUUUGAUAAAUUUACCAAAACACCUCUAAAUUUGCAUAUGUAAAGAUGGGGUCAAAGCUUUCCCAACGUUCGUUAUUUAGGCCAAGGUAGCUAACAGAUCGCUAGCACAGUAAUCAGCGGUCCUAUUGGAUGGCACACACAAGUUUGCCAUUUUAGAUUCUCUAAUCUUAUUGGCGUAGUACACUUUGGACAGUCAAUCUCAUUGGAUUUCGCCAAAUUAAGUCAAAAGUUCUAGUUCAACCAUUGAGUAUUUUGUUUUGCCUAUCAGAGACCCCGUAAAGGUUAGGAAAACGCCAGAAUGUCCUAAAUAAUUCCCGAAGAUCUAAUUGGCCACGACAUACUUUCUUGUAUUCUUGGAAUUUGACUUACGUAUACCCAUUGGUAUAUUUUACGUAAACCUACCCGAAACACCUCGAGGCCGAAUCAGAACACAGGACGACUGACGAUGGGCAACUUGGACUGGAGGGCGUCUUCUGGACGCCAUCGACCCUCCUACAUCGCCUCUGUUGCCCAGACCCAAUAAGGCUUGCCGCCAAGCCGACAUCCCAGUGUCCCUGAUUCCAACUGAAGUCCAGCUCUCCUCUUUUGCUCAUUAUAAAUAAUCCUCAAACUUCCCUUAGGAUCCCGUCUUCUCUUCUCACUGGGGACUAGAAUGGACUCUAGGCGUAACUUUAUCGUCCCCAACUUAGUUGGGUUUUUUGCACAUAAUUUUUGUUGAUUUGUUGGUAUUGUGGUUGACUGAAGAUACUUCGGUUUUUGAUUGGGCAGCAGAUUAAGUUAAGAUCGUUCAUUUCUGUCACCCAUGGGCCUUUCUAAGCCUUAUCUAGUCAUCUACAACAUUGUGCAGGCUUGCGGGUAACUUAUUCCGUCUCUUUCAUUUCAAAAGAUGGGGAUACAUACUGUUUUUGGAGUUAUUAUCAGCGGCACGCAAUAACAAUGACGUAGGGUUCUUUCUCCAGAUAUUCCAGACACUUGCGUUGCUUGAGGUAUUCUGUUUUAUUUCUUAUGUUGUGCUCAGGUCCUCCAUGCAUGUCUUAGGCUUGUUAGGUCGUCGCCGUUAACGACAAUCAUACAAAUAUCUUCUCGCAUUUUUGUCGUCUGGGGUGUUUUGUAUUUGUACCCCGAGGUAAAAGGCCAUUCACAAGCUCUGCGGAUGAUGGUGGUGUCCUGGUGUUUAGCAGAAAUCACACGUUAUUUCUACUACUUUGCUUGUCUUCUUCUCAAACCUCCUUACCCACUAACCUAUUUAAGGUGAGGUGGCCUUCAUGUUUUCACAUAGCCAUAUCAGGUACUCCCUUUUCAUGAUCCUCUACCCUACUGGGAUACUUGUGAGUUCCUCCCUACUUUUCAUUCUCUGUUUUAGGGCGAGAUUUUGCUUAUAUCGUUUUCUCUGCCAUAUGUUUCAAAACAUUCGCCGAUCGAUUUCCCUAUGCCCAAUCGCCUUAAUGUCGCCCUUCACGGAUACUAUGUUUACUGGACAGUUCUCUUAAUGUAUCUUCCAUGUAAGCUUCACUUCGCAGAUUUCCAAUCCUUUAGUCUCUCCCGUGAUGUAUAAGCACAUGCUGGCACAGCGCAGAAAGGUUCUGGGAUCUUCGACGAGGAAGGAUGCAUGA